This is a messenger RNA of Rana temporaria (common frog), 5001 nucleotides long. It is a transcript of the gene AMER1, whose product is annotated as APC membrane recruitment protein 1. Gene Ontology annotation, cellular component: plasma membrane. The record is from RefSeq and is a predicted model, not a curated record. Lineage: Eukaryota; Metazoa; Chordata; Amphibia; Anura; Ranidae. Bases 391 to 3618 code for a protein of 1075 amino acids. Gene Ontology annotation, molecular function: phosphatidylinositol-4,5-bisphosphate binding; beta-catenin binding. The transcript has 3 exons. Gene Ontology annotation, biological process: regulation of canonical Wnt signaling pathway.
GGCUGCCAGUCACUGGAUUCCUGGGGGGGAGGUGGUCAGGUAGAGGCCGCGCUGGUACAGGAGCAUCAGUUUGCUGAGAAGAGAAGCCGGAGUCCAGGGCGGCCAGCAGAAUAGGAGACGGCGGAGGCUCGGGGCCUGGUGCGGAGUGCUGCAGGUCGGAUACAUGUCCAGAGCAAAUGGCAAUCUUGUGACUUUUCUUUUGGUUACAAUGUGUGUGCAGUCUUUCAAUAAAAGUGAGGAUUAUGUCUCCCAUUUUCACAUUGUGCCCUUCAGUUAGCUUCUUUCAGACAUGGUCUGCAAAGAAUGUUUUUUUUAUGUUGACCAGAUUCCAGUGCCUCUACAAUCCUACUUUUUAAACCCAGCACUCCUUUUUGAUGUGUAACCGUUGUCAUGGAAACUGGCAACAGUUGCCAAGAAGAAAACACUAUAAAAUCCACUUCCAUACAAGAUGAUAGCCACAAUGCAAGAGAGUGCUCCAGAGUGGAUGUGCACUCUACACCGUCUUGUACGGACCAACCAAUUCAAGGGAAACAGAAAAAAACUCCUUUCAAAUUCUUUGGAGGAAGAAAAAGCAUUGUUACUUUACCCAGCUUCUUUGGAGGAAAGCACAAGGGAUUGGGAAAAGGAAAUGCUAGAAAGUCAAUGAGCAAAAGCAAGACCCAUGAUGGCAUCAGUGAUGUACCUGGGGAAGAUGGAAAGAAGGGCUGUUCUGAUAAUUCUAUUAACAAGCAUCAUGGGCAUGACCUGUGUAAGACGGGGACUAUUCUUCCCAGCUCUCUUAGUGCAGAUUCUGGCAUUACAUCUCCGGUUAAGCUUGAUUUCAGUUUCCAUGAUGUAUCUCCUAUGGGCAGCACAGAGUGCUUUGAGAAAAAGAUGAAUGGAGAUAAAUCUUUUUCCUUCCCGAGGCCAAAGAAAGGGUUGAGGGGUUUAUUUAGCAGCAUCCGUAGACACAAGAAAAACAAAACUCCUGACCCUGACAAAUGUGAGCGUUACGAUCCUAUUACGGAGACUGUUAUUUUAGAACAAUUAAAUAAGUAUCCAUCAGAGGAUGCGGAACUGCAGUGUAGCAGUGAGCAACCAAAGAUGAAGAUCCAGGAAUCGGGAGUCUCUUCAGAGGGUUUACCGAAUCUGACAAGUGUGUGUGAAAAUGAGGAGACUCCGCAGGAUUCGGUGAGCACACCCAAUUUAACACCACAGAAAACGAAAGAAUUUGUUGUGGAAACCAAUGAGGGACUUUCUAAUGACCAAAAUCCUGUCACCGAUUCCAAACCUGACUGCCCUGCUGAUGGUUUAGUCUCUGAAGUGUGUGCUGAUAAUGCAAAUGCUGAAUUAGACAGAGAGGUAUCUUCUAACUCUGCUGCUGACCAUCUCAGUCUUAUGUUUGAGGAUGUCUCUUCUCUUAAGAGUUUUGACUCACUUACAGGAUGUGGCGAUAUUAUUGCUGAACAGGACAUUGACAAUAUUAGCGAUGCUUCCCUUUCCUUAGAAAGGAGCAGGGAGACAACCAAGAGAAGUUCAUGUCUUGUUACUUAUCAAGGAGGUGGAGAGGAGAUGGCAACAUCAGAUGACAUGGAGGAAGAGUACCUUCAGAGACUUUUGGAAGAUGGCAAUGAAGCUGAUGGGAGCUAUGAACUGGAAGAAGAAAAGGUACAUGAAGAGAUGUCCAAGGACUUUACUGAACUGCAGCCACAUGCUUAUUCAAUGGGUGCAGAAGAUGCCUUUGUUGACAGAACUGUCCUAGGCAGCGCAGAGUUGCUUACUCCCCAAAGUGACCAGCAGGAAUCUGCACCAAAUAGUGAUGAGGGUUACUAUGAUUCUACCACACCUGGUCCAGAUGAUGAUGGUGGAGAAGGCUUCUCCCAUAAAGAACGUCUUCCAAGAGACAGCUACAGUGGGGAUGCACUUUAUGAGUUUUAUGAGCCUGAUGACAGUCUUAUGAGUCCUGCACCAGGUGGAGAGUCCUUGUAUGAGAGUAAAACACUAUGCUCUGAAAUAUUUGAUCACUUUUUUGACUUCAGUCUUCCCAUAAACGGUGGGCUAAGUCAGAAUGUAGAACGCAAAAAGGGUGCAACUGAAACAGAAGAGGAGCGGUUGGCAGUAAUUCAAAAACAGCUGCUGUUCUGGGAAAUGCAAAGAGAAGCUGCACUUAAAGGAUUAGGACAUGUACACAAAGAUACUUUUUCCAAAGAAAAACAAAUUGAAUGUGAAAUCAGGAAUGUCAACUUAAUGGGCAGGGGCAAGGACUGCCCUACAAGAGAACACAUUUUGAUACAAAAUGUUGGCAAAGAUGUUGACAAAGGAAUACAGCACACAGAAGCUUGGAAAGACUAUCAGGAAACCCCUACAACAGACACUGAUUACCACAGAAGUUACUUGCAUCAUAUAGAUGGAAAUGGCCUUGUGGAGAAUUCUGGUUUUGAGUUGAAUGUUAGUAGCCUUGAAGCUCAGAACCAGAGUGACACUACAUUGGCAAAUCUUGCCAAACGUUCCAAUUCUAGUAUUACACCUAUGCAUCAUGCCCAGAAUGUAUUUGGUGCUGAAUUUUCCGGCCUAUCCAACUACAGUGCAGAAAAUGAAUGUGAGCAAGCUAUAGACUUUGCUGAUAAUGGUAUGUUGUUUUCAAGUAUUUCUGAAAGACUUGGCAGUGCUGUUUCUAAUUCAUCAUUUCAUCACAACUUAAAUGCUCUUCCCACUAUGGUCACUUUUGAUGUAGUUGAUGUUGAAAAUGAAGGUGAAUGUGAGCAGCAAGUUGACCUAAGUCCAGAUGAAGAGGUUGGAUCAUCUUUUGAGACUUUUGACCAUAGAUAUGCACAGGAGUCUUUGGCUGAAUGUGAUGAACACUUAUUGCAGAUGGACUCUCAUCAGUCUUUCCAAAACUAUAACUGGGGGGUGGCCAGCCUUCCACGUCAUCUUGAGCAAUAUAAGCUAAGUCCUUUUAGGCCAGUUCCACUUUCUGUUAACAGAAGAAGCAAAUCACUAGACACAGAAACCUUGGAGACUGAGCUUGGUGGGAUACAUAUGUCUAAAAGUGGCUUAAAAUCCUAUGAUUUGGUCACCCCUUGGGAGGAUAAAAAUAAUUCUUGGCAGGGUGAAGAUCGUUGCGCACGUGCAGACGAAGCAAGGUUUAACAGCUUGGGCCAAAUUGUUCUUACAAAUGAAGAGUUUGAAACCUGUACACCCGUUAUGUCUCCAAAGCGGAGCUAUAGCAGAGAACUGUUGGGUUCCAACUCUGGUAGCCAGCUACCACUAGAUAGCAGGGAAUUGGCAAAUGUCACUACAGAGACUGUGCAGUUUAACACUAGGCCGUUUCAAGAGGACUCCAAAUCCUGCAGAUACUCCAGAGAAAACACUACAAAAAAGCUUGCUCGUGUGCUUCCAUUGGAGGAACAGAGAUGUGUAGAUACACAGUACAGUUGUGAUUAUGAUGCCCCUCAUAAGCAAAUUAAGACCAAACCUAUUGGUGUUACACAAGCGAUGCCCCAGCAACCUAAAAAAGACUAUGAACUACAGUCGGACUUUGUGGAAAGGUCUGGACCUUCCAAGAAAGGCAUUUUGGCGCACAGGGAUAUAUCGCCUGUUGACUGGAGUAAUCAUUACAGUGAAUGUUCAAAUGGCUAAUUAUUACCCACUGCCAACAAGAUAUUUAAUAUAUAGAUUAAAGAUUCUCCAUUAGUGAAAUGAGAAUAUGAAAACGAUCCAAAAUGGCUUGUAGCCUAGCCAAUCUGCAACUGAAUGAAGGACUGUUGUACAAAUGUUUUGCAAAUGUCAGUACUGGUAAAAUCACUGUUGGAAGUCUGUCACUUGUUUAGUUGCUUCUAAAUUUGCAAUGCAAUGGAAAAAACACCAUAGUGCUUUACACUUAGAAUGUCCUUUUUUAAAGAAUGAUGCAAGUUAUGUGUACCCUGGUAUUGCCAUGUCACACAUCACUUGGGGCCGACACAUCCAACAGCCUAAAAGGUAAAUAAAAAAUGCAAAACGCUGCCCUCUCAAACGGAAUUCUGUUACUCCUUUUCCUAUGCAGUGCUACACAAUUAUAUUGUGAAAGUUUACUUCACAGACUUGGCAUAAGCCCUUGUAUACUUCAUGCUGACACUAAGUGAAAUAGAAAAUACAUGGCAACCUGUAAAGACACACUGUGAUGCAUCUGUUCUUUGUGAGCACACAAGGCCACUGUGCAUUGGCAUUCCUGUAGGCCCAUCUUUUUUUUGCACUCAUGCUUGAUUUGAGUUCAGGUUGCGUGCAUGCUUCAACUAAUAAGAUAUUUCCUUUUUAAAGCACUACAUUAUUUUUUUUUAAUUGUUGGAAUGUUUGGAAAACUUAGGCACAUGUGUCUGAAAGUUUUCAGGGGAAAAAAAUGUAUUGCUUUUUCUGACAUAACUGUUUUGGAAUUAGGCUGCCCUAUUACUAUUAUACAAAGCUACAUUCAUAGAGUUCACUUCACUCUUUUGGUGUCUGAAAUAUCAAAGGAGGUGGUCGCCAUAUUUAAUUGAUCUUAAAACUUCCCAACUAAUGUUACAGCAUCAAUUUAUUUCACUCUGCAGAAAAUAUGUGUUCAGGAAGCUAGGACUGCUAAUAGUAAUAAUAAAAAAAAAAAGUGGGGGGGUUGGGUUGAGAGAAGUGGUGAGGGGAGGAGCAAAUUGUCAACAUAAUCCGCGCAUUGUCGGUUAUUUUAGAUAGUCUCACUAUUCCCAUGCUUUUUUCGCUAUAUUUUUUACACAACUACAUGUCUUUUUUGACACUAUUUCAAAGAUGCCCCCAACACACAUACACUUGAGUUUAAAUCAUCUGUAUGCAACAUAUUAAACUGAAUGGCGUUAUAAGGUGCACGCCAUUAACUUUUUGCCAUAUGCUCAAUAGUUCUAAUGGUGUUCACCUUGUGCUGCUGGCUUUCUUGCUUAUUUAAGUUUAUUGGGUUGCUUCUAUUCGUUGAAUAGCCCCGGAUGUGAGACAAUACAGCAUAGUACAGUAAAACCCUUGGUUUGAGAGUGUUUUGCAAGACAA